CUAAUGGCGUUAAAGGGAAUUUGACAACAAAGGGCGAAAUCGUUCUGAAUGUAACUCGCGUUGCACGAAGGAGUUGCCCUCUCUCAACAGCAUCAAAUUUAUGAUCGCCUCAGACAAGAAAUGUUUUAAAGCUAGAUGCGAACCCGACAAAGUAAUGUUGUUCUGGUGCAAUAUGCAACCGUUGUGAACAGUUGAAAAUAACUUCACAAUGUGGGAAUUGGUUUGAGCUUUAAUUCUCCACGGAUGGACCUGGUGUCUGUCGGCUGAGACAUCAUUUACAAUCCGCGGAGAGACUGACGAGGCGGGACCGCUGACAGGAUGAUGGAGCGGUCGGACCGAGCCCCUCUGCUGGACUGGGAGGAGGUUCCGUCCGCGGAGAAGCCCGGCGGAGCGGCACCGGCGUCGGGGACCGGCAAGGACCGACUAUCGAGCCCCUCAAACAGCCGCGCUUUAUUAGGAUGCUCUGCGCCAGGGUUUGGGUGGAGCAGCGGUCCGGGGGGUCCCACUUCUAGCAGGUCUGUCUCAAACACAGACGGCUGCAGCGCCCCGCCCGCGACCUCCAACACCCCGGCGGGCACGGAUGAAGCGCUGCAUUCAGACAAGGAGGAGCAUCCCUCGGAAUUAGGACCGAGGGAGGUGUCGCUGGAAGACAGGAUGGUGAAAUGGGAGGAAAAGGACCAAAUCGUGUCUGUAUUUGUUGUUACAUUCAACACCAGAACAGGCAACAUGCUAGAGUGGUGUCUGCCCAAAGACAUGGAUCUGGAGGGAGUAGAGUUCAAAGCUAUUGCUAGUGGCUCCCACCGGGUCUCCACUGACUUUAUCUACUUCCGGAAGGGCUCGUACUUUGGCUUGGCUUGCUUUGCCAACAUGGCAGUAGAGAGUAUGGUGGAAAGAGGUGCGCGGAUGAAGUCUGUUGGGAUCCUGUCACCGUCCUACACCCUCCUCUAUCGCUACAUGAGCUUCCUGGAGCACCAGGUCAGGCUUCAGCUCCAGUCCCCAGGCCACUACUCUCCCCUAGAGGCUUUCUAUGAGGACAAGAGAGCACUUCUGCCUCCAAGUGGUGACGGUGUUGUUACUGCAUGUCCAGCUAAUGCCUGGGGAGCUGUGCUCAAUCACAGCAUGCACCCUGAAAUGAAGAUCACCCACCCAGCAGGCUGCAUGUCCCAGUUCAUCCGCUUCUUUGGGGAGCAGAUCAUGGUGUUGUGGAAACUGGCUCUACUCCGCAGACGCAUCCUCAUCUUCUCACCACCUCCUGUAGGGGUGGUCUGCUACAGAGUGUACUGCUGCUGUUGUUUGGCAAACAUCUCCAUUCCCGGGGUCGGUGUGGCUGUGCCUGAGUUCCGCCCUUUCUUUUAUGUGAAUGUGGCCGAUAUCAGCGCCCUGGAAAAUGAGCUCUCUUACGUAGCAUGCACUACGGAGAAGAUUUUUGAGGAGAAGAAGGAUCUAUAUGAUGUGUAUGUCGACAAUCAGAAUGUAAAGACCUACAGAGAUGGUCUGAAGCCUCUGCUCCGCCUCAGCUCUGCAGACAGAGACAAAUAUCGCAAACUCACAGAGCAGAGGCAGAUGUUGCUGUACUCUCAGGAGGAGAAUGGAGACUGUGUAUCCAGUGAAGAGGAUCUCUUUAUUCUGUUUUUCCUGGAGCAGAACAACCGCAUUUUCCAGACACUGAGUGAGGUGGCAGGGAGCCCUGAUCCCACUCUGACCCAGGAGAGUGUGAGGGCCAUGGGACUGGAUCCCCAUGGAGACAGGCUCUUCCUGCUCCACCUGCUGGAGAUCUAUGGAUAUGACACCCUGCUGGUAUCAGAGCAGCUCUGCUGCAGCUGAGACUAUCUAGCUAGCUUUUCACCACUGUUGAUUUAAAAAAAAAAAAAAAAAAGGGGUUUGCCUUGAGCCAACUUGAGUGCUGCGCUACUGGUUUCUUCAAGUCUUCGGGACUGUUUGAGGCUGUCUCUUACAUUCAUUUUUGCUGUCUCUGUUGUGUUUCCUCUCCUCAAAGGUGCUCUGCUCUCUUAUCCUGACAGCAAGAGCACAGACAACAUUAAUCCUUUCAGUCUUGUGAACAAGUGCAAUGUGGCCAGUUGUGCUUGAUGCAGCCUCUUGUAGAACGUUUACUCACCAUUGGCUGAUUCAGCGUGGUUCUCUUGACUGGAUACAGCUGCUGUAUUUUAACACUAGAACAUCCAUCCAAACCCAAGCUGGUCAUGUUCAGGACCCUCCAUUUUUCUGAUAAAUUUCAGAUGGGGUUUGACCAUUUUGUGUCAGUGGUGGGGUACUCCACAAAUACGUGUGGACAUAUAGAAACAUCAGGCUAAAUGAGAAGAAGCUACAUGAGAAGAGAUGGAGUCAGUGAUUUGAGCAGGUACAGGGAGAGCAUGUGGUAAUGACUGAAGGUGAAAGAGUGGUCGCCUUUCUGUAAAUAGACGUGUUUUUUUCCCCCUUCUAUGUACAGUGUGUCAGAGUAUGUGUGAUUUGGCAUCUGCCUUUUUGCCAGUGUUGCUCUCCUUGUAUUAAGUGCUGGAAUUAAUACCAUCCUAUUUUAAGCCUCUGUGUCCAGAUCAGGUCCACUUUUCUUGAAAUGUCAUUACUAGCAGUUCAAACUGCCUUUGUUUUUACAUGUCAUGUCUGUAAAGACGGCUAUGUAACUGGUAUGUAAUGCAACAAAUGACUGGUUAAUAGAUUUUUUGUAGUGUUGCAUAUACUGUCAACAUUUACAGAAGCCAUUUCAGCAUAGAUUAUGACUAAACGACUUCUUUAGACAUUAGGUGAUAGUGAUGUCCACAAGGAAAUAGAAGCGUUUUGAGGUGACCUGCCAACUGACUCUGACUGUCAGCUGGGAUUGCAGUUCUGAGGAAUAAUAUGUUGCUGAAAGAUGUAACCAUUUCUUUGAUGCUGUUCUCAAAAAUUUAGUUUUGUUGUUAAUACUAGUAUGAUAGAAACACCGAGAUGGACAGAUCUACUUAAGAGUGUGCUUAUACGCAUUCAUUUUAAGCUGUACAUUUCAACAGCAUAGGAAAUGUUUUCACAAUCUUCGCGAAACGUGACAAACCGGAGACCACAAGGUUCACCAGUGUACAGCAGCAAGGUGUCAACACACUUAAACAGGACCACUGGCUUUUCAACCUGCCAACAUUUUGCAAGCUAUGGCUAAAAUCCAUCAAAAGGAAACAUAGCAACAUUAGAAUUAAAAAG
Messenger RNA from Sphaeramia orbicularis (orbiculate cardinalfish), 3189 nucleotides. Its product is annotated as protein LCHN-like. The record is from RefSeq and is a predicted model, not a curated record. The coding region runs from base 319 to 1824 and encodes 501 amino acids. Gene Ontology annotation, cellular component: cytoplasm. NCBI's taxonomy places the organism in Eukaryota, Metazoa, Chordata, Actinopteri, Kurtiformes, Apogonidae. The transcript is spliced from 9 exons.